AAACGUUUUUUUUUGCGGAUGAAGGUGAGCGCUGCUAAUGAAUGCACUCAAAAUGCAAAGUCAGUAAAGUGCGCAGAUUGAAACAACAAACUUCUUGGAAUUUCCCCACCCACUAAAAUUUGAUUGGCUACUUUUUUUUGGUUGUCAUAAAACUGGCCAAUUGACUGAGACGUGCAGACCAGCCCAGGACACCAACGUUGAAUUUGUUGCUACUCCUGAUUACAGCUACUUGGAAGCUGACAUCAACAAUGGCAGCGUGGAACGCAUUCUUCCGGAAUGAGGAUGAAGAUGGAGCACAGGAGGAAGGAGAGCAACCAGAAGGAGAUUACAAGGUUUUGGGGCGAGACGGCUUAGUUUUCUUGGUGGACGCCUCAAAAGAGAUGUUUAUCAAAGGGGAAGAUGGGGAGCCAUCUAAUUUUGACAUGACGAUGCAAGUCGUGCGCAGUGUGUACACCAGAAAGAUCAUCAGCAGUCCCCGGGACCUUAUGGCGUUGGUGUUCUACAGCACUAAGCAAAGCAAAGACCCGACUAACUCUUUCAAGCAUGUCUAUGUCUACCACAGCCUCAGUGAACCAGGUGCAAAGCGGGUGCAGGAAGUGGAUGCACUCCGGGGGGAAAAUGGCGCCCGGAUAGCAGCAGAGACCAUGGGCAGUGGCGAGACAUCAUUAUCUGACGCCCUGUGGUGCUGUGCCAACCUGUACCGAGACUGCAAGCUACGCCUUGGACACAAACGCCUCCUAAUCUUUACAUGUAGGGAUCAACCACACGGAGGCGACAGUGCCAAAGAUCGACAGGCUCGCACCCAAGCCAGUGAUCUCAAAGAGACUGGCGUCUUCGUAGAUCUAAUGCACUUGAUGAAACCAGGUGGCUUCGACGUCUCAAACUUCUAUUGUGACGUUAUAAGUCCACCAGAGGAUGAGAGUGAAUUAGGGCUCCAGAUGGAGCCAUGUACAAAACUUGAAGACCUCCAAAAGAGAGUGCGAGCCAAGGAGCGGAAGAAGAGGACAAUGGCAAGACUCAAUCUGUGUUUGGGCGAGGGCAUAAAUGUAGCAGUGGGAAUGUACACCACUGCUGUGACAGUUCGGAAAUCGGCCCCCGUUAGGCUGUACAGGGAAAGCAAUGAGCCGGUCCGCAGCAAAACGCGCACCUUCCAUACUCAAACAGGAAGCCUGCUCCUGCCCAGUGAGAUAAAGAAAGCACAGGUGUAUGGCAAAAAGCAGAUAGUGAUGGAGAAGGAUGAGGUGGACUCCAUCAAGAAGUUUGAUGACCCUGGUUUGUUUCUAAUUGGAUUCAAACCGAUGGAAAGUCUCAAGUUGCACCACCAUAUUCGCCCCUCUGUCUUUCUCUAUCCUGAAGAGGGUGAAGUGAAAGGCAGCUCCUGUCUGUUCUCCGCGCUAAUGACCAAGUGCAUCGAGAGGAAUGUAUUUACUUUGUGCCGAUGCAUUUCCCGCCGAAACUACCCGCCGCGAUUUGUUGCCUUGGUGGCCCAGAAAGAGGAGGUAGACGAUGGGAAGGUACAGAUCACGCCACCAGGUUUUAAUGUCAUCUUCCUGCCGUAUGCUGAUGACGUGCGAAGUCUGGAUCCCCCACAAUUGCCGUGUGCUUCGCCGGUGCAGGUGGACAAGAUGAAGGAAAUUGUCUCCAAGCUGCGCUUCAAAUACAGGGCUGAAGCUUUUGAGAAUCCAGUUAUCCAGCAGCACUACAGGAACUUGGAGGCCUUGGCUCUGGAUAUGAUGGCUCCAGAUGACAUGGAGGACCUCAUCAUGCCAAAGGUGGACCAGAUUGACCGUCGUCUGGGUCCCCUUGUCCAGGAUUUUAAAGAUCUCGUCUACCCUGCAGACUACAACCCGGACAGCAAACCAGCUGCCAAACGCAAAACAGCGGAUACUGGCGGUACAACACAGAAGAAACCUAAAGUGGAGGUAACGGAAGAUGAGCUCAGGGUCUCCAUUCAGAAAGGCACCCUGGGGAAGAUGACGGUGGCUGUGCUCAAAGAAGCCUGUAAGCAGUUUGGCAUUCGCACCACUGGCACUAAAAAACAAGAGCUAAUAGAUGCUCUGACUGCCCAACUGGACUCAUGAGUGCCUCAGUGUGCUCCCUUCACGCCCUUAAUCUGGACAUGAAGGUGGUUUGGAACAUAGAAUGUAGAUGUUCUUUGUAAAUGACUAUAAUAGCCUUUCACUGUUGAUUGGAUGACAAAGAAAGCUUUACUAUUGCUUGCAAAGAUGUAAAAAUAAUUCACUUCACACCAGGGGUGUCCAAACAUUUUGCCACUCAGGCUGCAUGAAGAAAAAUGUGAGGAUGCAGGGACCAUGUUGAUUUGUUUCACCUUUUGUUAAUUAAACAUGCUAUUACCUAAUUCUAAUGGAUAAUGCUUUAGCAGAUUAUUUGUGCUACCUGUCAUACAUACAAAAAAAGCUACAAAUUUACAGUCUUUGGCAAAUAAACAACUAAAUGGUCCUUUUUUGCCACACAUAACCAAAUAAAUUAUUAUUCCUUACGGCUUUGAUAACUUGCAUGUAAUAAUACUUUUAAAAAAUAAUAAUAAUCACGUGUGUCAUCUUUUUUUGUUUUUGUUUUUUUGGUUGUAAAACAGUGCAUUUCAAAAAUUCAUACAAAACCACAAUUAAAUUUUUUUUUUUUUUUACAUAUAAUAUGCGCCCUUAAACCUACUUUGUGAUGUUCUGAAUUAAGACCAUAUUUCAUUUGAUCUUUAAAAUAGGCUAGAAAAUGAUCUGCGGGCCGCACUUUGGACACCCCUGCUUUAUGUGUUUAACCCAGCGCUUAUGUCAGGCACAAUACUGAAAAAUA
This is a messenger RNA of Entelurus aequoreus (snake pipefish), 2811 nucleotides long. RefSeq names its product X-ray repair complementing defective repair in Chinese hamster cells 6 (gene xrcc6). Bases 249 to 2081 code for a protein of 610 amino acids. Gene Ontology annotation, cellular component: Ku70:Ku80 complex; nucleus. The record is from RefSeq and is a predicted model, not a curated record. Gene Ontology annotation, molecular function: telomeric repeat DNA binding; double-stranded DNA binding; damaged DNA binding. Gene Ontology annotation, biological process: telomere maintenance; cellular response to X-ray; cellular response to gamma radiation. Lineage: Eukaryota; Metazoa; Chordata; Actinopteri; Syngnathiformes; Syngnathidae. The transcript is spliced from 13 exons.